GAUUUGGAGCUGGUAUUUAGCUAAUGACAUGCAAUUUUAUAUAAUCGCUAUGACGCUGUUGGUUUUGUCAACUAUGUACUUCUAUACAGCUGUUAUGAUAUUAGGUGUACUUUUAGUGGGUUCAAUUAUCUUUAGCGGAUACAUUUCAAAUAUUUAUGAAUAUGUUCUAACAGUGGAUCCAGUGGAUGGAUUUGUAGAUGUCUUCUACACCCCACCAUGGAUGAGAAUAAUCCCAUAUAUUAUUGGAAUAAUUGCAGGUUACGUUUUAGUAAAAUUGAACAACAAUUUGAUGUUGAAAAGAAAAAUUGUUAUUUUGUGUUGGUGCAUCUUUUGUUUUAUGAGUACUUGCAACGUUUUUGUAUCAUUUGUUCUUUAUCACAAGCGAUUCGUCCUAUUUACUGCUAUAUAUGUGGCACUGCACAGAUUAUUUUCAGCCAUAGGUAUGGCAUGGAUUGUAAUAGCGUGUUGUACUAAACAUGGAGGAAUCGUUAAUAAAUUACUGUCGUUUAAAGUCUGGAUCCCUCUUAGUAGACUUACGUACUGCGCUUAUCUUUUAAAUCCUGUCAUCAUGCGUUCAAUUUGUUUGUAUAGUGAAACGUCAAUUCAUUUUGAAAUACCAACUUGGUUUGUUCUAAUUGUGGGAUAUAUU
Molecule: messenger RNA, 649 nt
Organism: Wasmannia auropunctata (little fire ant)
Lineage: Eukaryota; Metazoa; Arthropoda; Insecta; Hymenoptera; Formicidae
Product: nose resistant to fluoxetine protein 6-like
Exons: 6
Source: RefSeq, a predicted model, not a curated record